GUAUAUCCAUAAUCUUUGCUUGAAGAGAGUGUUGUCGGAGAGCAGACUUUAGAAAAGCUUCUGGACAGUGCGAGAGCCUUCACGAACAGAAAGGGAAGAGAAAGCAUGGCUUUAAACCUUACCAUCAACAGUAGCAACCCUCCUUUAGGGGCGCUGUUGGCAGCUGAGCAUGUGAAGGGCAGCGUGAACCUGUCUGUGGAUGAGGGCAAAGACAACAAGCUCCGUGUCUCAGAGUCAGUGCAGUUCAGCGACGUGAACUCCAUCACUCGCUACCUUGCCCGUGUGACUCCCACUCUGAGCUUGUACGGCUCCAACAUGCUGGAACAAACUGAGGUGGACCACUGGCUGGAGUUCAGUACGCGGCGCGUGUGUGGACAGUCGGGCCUAGCUACAGCCCUGGAGGAGCUGGACAAGGCCUUGGCUCUGCGCACAUUCCUGGUGGGCCACAGCCUGACUCUGGCCGACCUCUGUGUGUGGGCUGCGCUCAAAGGUAGCAACGAGUGGCAGUCAAUCCAGAAGCAGGCGGGGGCAUUCUCUCACGUGGCUCGCUGGUUUUCCUUUCUAGGCUCCCAAGUGCCCUUUACUGCAGUGGGCAACAAGUAUGCCAACAGCAAGGCCCCUCCUCACAAGUCCGAUGAAAAGAAGCAGGACUUGGGCAAGUUUGUUGAAUUGCCGGGAGCCGAGAUGGGAAAAGUGGUGGUUCGCUUCCCCCCUGAGGCCAGCGGGUAUCUGCACAUUGGCCACGCCAAGGCUGCCCUGCUCAACCAGCACUACCAGGUGACAUUCAAGGGCAAGCUCAUCAUGCGCUUCGACGACACCAACCCAGAGAAGGAGAAGGAGGACUUUGAGAAGGUGAUCCUGGAGGACGUGGCCAUGCUGCAGAUCAAGCCUGACCAGUUCACCUACACCAGCGACCACUUCCCUCGCAUCCAGGGCAUGGCGGAGCAGCUGCUGAGGGAGGGCAAGGCCUACAUCGACGACACGCCCCCAGAGCAGAUGAGGGCGGCAAGGGAACAGCGCACCGAGUCCCACCACCGCAGCAACUCGGUGGAGCAGAACCUGAAGAUGUGGGAGGAGAUGAAGGCGGGCACGGAGUACGGCCAGACGUGCUGCAUGCGGGCCAAGAUUGACAUGGCCUCCAACAACGGCUGCAUGCGCGACCCCACCCUCUACCGCUGUAAGAAUGCCCCCCACCCCCGCACUGGCAGCACCUACAGGGUGUACCCCACGUACGACUUUGCCUGCCCCAUCGUUGACAGUGUGGAGGGCGUGACUCAUGCGCUGCGCACAACAGAGUACCACGAUCGCGACGACCAGUUCUACUGGGUGAUCGAGGCGUUAGGUCUGCGCAAGCCCUACGUCUGGGAGUACGCCCGGCUCAACCUCAACAACACUGUGCUCUCCAAGCGCAAGCUCACCUGGUUCGUAGACCAGGGCUAUGUCGAUGGCUGGGACGACCCUCGCUUCCCAACUGUCAGAGGUGUCCUGCGCAGAGGAAUGACCGUCGAGGGCCUCAAGCAGUUCAUCGCUGCCCAGGGUGGAUCCAGGUCUGUGGUCAACAUGGAAUGGGACAAGAUCUGGGCCUUCAACAAGAAGGUUAUCGACCCAGUGGCCCCCAGAUACACGGCCCUGUCAGGAUCCUACUCAGUCCCUGUCGUCAUCCCUGAGGCAACAGAGGAGAUGAAGGAGGCCGUCAAACACCCCAAGAACACAGAGGUGGGGAUGAAAGCGGUGUGGUACGGACCCAGGGUGCUGGUGGAGGGGGCAGAUGCAGAGACCUUCACAAAGGGAGAGAUAGUCACCUUCAUCAACUGGGGAAACAUUAUCAUCACCCAGAUCCACAAAGAUGCCAGCGGUAAGGUCACCUCCCUGGACGGCAAACUGAACCUGGAGAACAAGGACUACAAGAAGACCACCAAGAUCACGUGGCUGGCCGAGACCCCCCGCGCGCCCCUGCUGCCCACCGUCUGCGUCAACUACCAGCACCUCAUCACCAAGCCUGUCAUAGGCAAGGAGGACGACUUCAAGGAGUACAUCAACAAACAGAGCAAGCUGGAGGAAAAGAUGCUGGGAGACCCCUGUCUGAAGGACCUGAAGAAGGGUGACAUCAUCCAGCUGCAGAGGCGGGGCUUCUACAUCUGUGACCAGCCCUACGAGCCAAUCAGUCCCCACAGCUGCAAGGAGAGUCCCUGUGUGCUGCUGUUCAUCCCCGAUGGCCACACCAAGGAGAUGCCCACCGCCGGCUCCAAGGAGAAGUGCAAGGCCACCACCACCACAGCUCCCUUCCCAGCCACGUGCCAAGGCGCUCCCGUCUCUGCCCCAGCUAGCGAUGCCUGCGCCGUUUUCUUUGGCAUCGUGGCUCAAGGUGAGAAGGUACGCGAUCUAAAAACCGCCAAGGCCCCCAAGGAGAAGGUGGACAAAGUGGUAAAGGAGCUACUGUCACUCAAAGCCCAGUUCAAGCAGCUGACUGGCCAGGACUACAAACCAGGCAUGGCCCCACCCGCCAGCUCCACCACUCAGAAGGCCGCAACCCCCGCACCUUCUGCUGACUCCACCUCCUGCCCCUUUGCUUGCAUCACCCAGCAGGAGGAGCUGAAGUCCGAGAAGGCCUCCAAGGACCAGAUGGACGCAGCCGUCAAGCAUCUGCUGUCACUCAAAGCAGAGUACAAGCAGGUGACUGGCCAGGACUACAAACCAGGCAUGGCCCCAGCCACCAGCCCUGCCCCUGUCCAGGCUAGCCCCGCCCCCGAGGCCCAGUCUAGCUCCUCCGUUAAGGUGCUCUUCUCCCAGGUGUCCCAUCAGGGGGAGUUAGUGAGGAAGCUGAAAUCGGAGAAGGCUCCGAAGGACCAGCUGGAUGGUGCCGUGAAGCAGCUUCUGGGCCUGAAGACCCAGUAUAAGGCCCUCACAGGAGAGGAGUAUAAACCUGUGGCUUCCGCCGGAGCCUCAGGCGGAGAGGACAAGAACCGCAAAGACCGAGAGAACAAGUCUGAGAAACAGGGAGGUGGUAGUGGCGGAGGAGGAGGGAAGAAGCAGCCCAAGGGAGACAAAGUCAAGGAGGUCUCGUCGGGAGGCGCAGGGGGAGGAGGAGGAGAGGGGGGUCCCAAGAAACAGACACGACUGGGACUGGAGGCUAAGAAGGAGGAGAACCUGUCUGAUUGGUACUCUCAGGUAAUCACUAAGGCGGAAAUGAUUGAGUACUACGAUGUGAGCGGCUGCUAUGUACUGCGGCCCUGGUCAUACUCCAUCUGGGAGUCCAUCAAGGAGUUCUUUGACCGCGAGAUCAAGAAGCUGGGCGUGGAGAACUGCUACUUCCCCAUGUUUGUCUCACAGGCUGCCCUGGAGAAGGAGAAGUCCCACAUCGCGGAUUUUGCCCCCGAGGUCGCCUGGGUGACGCGUUCAGGGAACACUGAGCUUGCCGAGCCCGUCGCUAUCCGACCCACUAGUGAAACUGUGAUGUACCCUGCCUACUCCAAAUGGGUCCAGUCCCACAGAGACCUCCCCAUCAAACUCAACCAGUGGUGCAACGUUGUGAGGUGGGAGUUCAAGCACCCCCAACCCUUCCUGAGGACCAGAGAGUUCCUGUGGCAGGAGGGACACACGGCUUUCGCCACCAAAGCGGAGGCCACCGAAGAGGUGUUACAGAUCCUGGACCUGUAUGCGCGGGUGUACGAGGAGCUCAUGGCCAUCCCUGUGGUAAAGGGCAGGAAGACUGAGAAAGAGAAGUUUGCCGGAGGUGACUACACUACCACCGUGGAGGCCUUCAUCUCUGCCAGUGGCAGAGCCAUUCAGGGCGCCACGUCCCAUCACCUGGGACAGAACUUCUCGCGGAUGUUUGAGAUUGUGUUUGAGGACCCCAAGAAGCCAGGUGAAAAGCAGCUGGCAUAUCAGAACUCGUGGGGUAUCACCACCCGCACCAUCGGCGUGCUCACCAUGGUCCACGGUGACAAUAUGGGCCUGGUGCUGCCCCCCAAAGUCGCAUGUCUCCAGGUGAUCGUCAUCCCAUGUGGUAUCACGGCCUCCCUGCCCGAGGCUGAGAAAGAGGUUCUCUUGGCCCAGUGCUCCAAGUACCUGGCUCGGCUGCAGAGGGGAGAGAUCCGAGUCAAGGCAGACCUCCGAGAAAACUACUCCCCUGGCUGGAAGUUUAACCACUGGGAGCUCAAGGGUGUGCCCAUUCGUCUGGAAGUGGGUCCUAAGGACCUGAAGCAGGGUCAGUGUGUGGCCGUGAGGAGAGACACAGGGGAGAAGAUCACCCUGCCCGAGGCCGACACAGAGAAGAGGCUCACACAGCUACUGGAGGACAUCCAGACCAACCUCUUCAAGAGGGCAUCAGAUGACUUGAACAAGCACAUGGUGGUAGCAGACUCUAUGGAACAGUUCCAGAAAGAUCUAGACCAGGGCAGGAUUGUCCAGAUCCCCUUCUGUGGAGGAAUUGAGUGUGAAGACUGGAUCAAGAAGACCACUGCCAAGGACCAGGAUCUGGAGCCCGGUGCCCCCUCUAUGGGUGCAAAGAGCCUGUGUAUCCCCUUCAAGCCCCUGCAGCCCCUGCAGCCGGGCCAGAUGUGUGUCAGCGGCAAGGAGGCCGCCCAGUACUACACUCUGUUUGGCCGUAGCUACUAAAUACACACCGGAAGGGUGUAUCUCAAUCGUCUGAAAUGGCUUCCUCUCCUCGUCACUUCUCCUUUGUCUGGGAAAUGUGAAGAACUAGAUUGUUGAAAACCAAGAAAUUCUCUGGGUGUUUCCCCCUAUCAUGCUCUUUUGAAUGAGCGGAGAUGAAGUCACUUCAGACUAUUGAGAUGUACCGAGUUAACACCCCAUAGUGUGUUCCCUUUCUUUCAGCCCUUAACCAUGUUGCAAUGGUGGCCCAACCCCUCGAAAGUGACUAAAGAAAGGCACUCUCCGUAAUCAGCUAUUAUCUCCCCACUAGCCCCAAAUGUAACAAAAAAAGCAAUUUUUAUACCCGGUGACAGUCUUGUCUCUUUCUCCCUCCCACCCUAACUUAUCUCAGGACCUUUUACAGGUAUAAAAGAUGUCCUUGUACUCAGGCAAGAUGUUUUAGUACCUCCCCACGAACUGAACUGACAUUGACCACUCUCUGUCAUAGCAAUUGGGGGUGGACUAGGGGGUGGUGAGGGUUGUUUCCUGGAGGUUUUCGACACGUUAUUCCUGUGUAUCAACUCAUAGGAAUACUCAUAGAUCCUAUUAAACUACUAGAGGGGCUAUGUCAUAAACAACCCUCGAAGCUCCAGAAUGUGGUGAAAAUAGCAGCCAUAGAAGCAGUAACAAGGUCAAUGGAUCUCAACCAAAACAAUGGAAAUGCGUGGGGGAAAGAUCCCGAAUCUUCUCAUUGCCCCCAGCAAAAUGUUCCUACAUUUAGGCUGUUGUUGUGUAUUUCACACUGUUGAGGUGAAACAAAUGUAAAUAAUGCUUGUAAUAAUCAACUGGAUUACAGUUAAAAACAACUGACUACCACAACCGAUUUCUCUAUGCUAGCUGUGCUACCAGCUUAUACGAACGGGAGUUAGCAUUUAGCAGUUACUUCUUCUAAACCUGAAAAGGAACUACUUCUAAGUGUUAUGCAGCGUAAACGUCUAAAUAUAUCCAAAUCUGCCUUUAGUAACCACAUUGUGGGCCUGCUAAAGUACAUCAAUAAUGAGGGAUUUGAUGAAUAUCCAAUUUGUUCGAUCAGAUUUGUUGAAUGUGCGCCAAUCCGACGUCCUUUUUAUCCCCCACGGUCUACGUUCCAUUGACCUCUUUACCACAUCUAUAUUGGUCAGGGAGAAAUCCGAACCAGUCUAAUUGAAAUUGAUGGCAGUAGAGGCAUAAUCCUGAUUUUUCUUAUGCAGGGAAAUAAAAGUAAGGCAUGUGAUUUCAGAAAUUGUGUAUUAGAAUUGUGAACUUAAAAUAUUGUAAUAUAAUUAUAAGUUGAGUUUUUAUACGGGUUUAUUGCGAAUGCUGUGUAUAAAUAGCCUCUAAAACAGGGCUGUCCAACUAUUCCUGGAGAGCUAACCUCCUGUAGGUUUUUGCUCCAACCCCAGUUGUAACUAAAAUGAUUCAGUUUAUCAACCAGCUAAUUAUUUGAAUCCGUUGCGCUAGAUUAGGGUUGGAGCGAAAACCUACUGGACAGUAGCGCUCCGGGAACAUGGUUGGAGAGCACUGCUCUAUAAUAUAUAUGGAAAAAGACCAUAAAUGUCUGCAUUUUUAUUUUCUUGGAAAGCUGUGAGUGCUAUUAUAUGAUACAAUAUCAAUACUUGUUGCAUUUACAACUUUUUUUGAAGUACUAUCAUCAACUGAUUUGAGACAGGCUGUGGAUUGACAGCAUUGUUUGAAUGGAAUGUUGUCAUAUUGGCAGUUAAUUUGAAAAAUGUAUUGAAUCAUUCCUCUGAAGCUGGCUAGCUAGCUAACAAACAUACAGUGCAGAUACAUUCUUCAAAUUCAUUAUUUAACACUAUUUGUCACAGCACUGGCAAACCAUGGUUGACCAUCUCCCUGACCAAAAUGGCUGACCUUUGUCCCACCAGAAGAAGGUUCAUGUCCAUUCUAGCAUCCUAAUUCUAUUGGAAUACGUACUAUGACAUACCUGUACUGUAAUCUCUGAUUUACUCCAACUAAUGCAAUUGUAGAACUUGUCUAUAAAAAUAAAGGGACUCUGAAUUUCUA
Messenger RNA from Salvelinus namaycush (lake trout), 6657 nucleotides. RefSeq names its product bifunctional glutamate/proline--tRNA ligase-like. The transcript has 32 exons. Gene Ontology annotation, biological process: glutamyl-tRNA aminoacylation; translation; prolyl-tRNA aminoacylation. Gene Ontology annotation, cellular component: cytoplasm; aminoacyl-tRNA synthetase multienzyme complex. The coding region runs from base 106 to 4617 and encodes 1503 amino acids. Gene Ontology annotation, molecular function: ATP binding; glutamate-tRNA ligase activity; proline-tRNA ligase activity. Lineage: Eukaryota; Metazoa; Chordata; Actinopteri; Salmoniformes; Salmonidae. The record is from RefSeq and is a predicted model, not a curated record.